AUGUCAUCGUCAUCUGCACAACCACAUGAGACGCAGGUGAAACCAACAAGACACUUGGAAAGGGAUGAUAUCACCACCACGUCCACCUCAAUUGACUCUAAAUACGAGUCAGAAGAUGCUGAACUUCUCAAAAGAACUCAAUACGACGAAACCUCCGAAACAAUUGAAUCAUGGAAAAAAUUAGAAUCCAUCUUAGCACCACUCUUGUUUACAUUAUUGGCAUUUUUUGUUCGAUUUUAUCGUAUUUCCAUUAAUGACAAUGUUGUUUGGGACGAAGCUCAUUUUGGUAAAUUUGGCUCUUACUAUUUGCGACACGAAUUUUAUCAUGAUGUUCAUCCACCAUUGGGUAAAAUGUUGGUUGGAUUAUCGGGGUAUUUAGCUGGGUAUAACGGAUCAUGGGAUUUCCCUAGUGGUGAAAAAUAUCCUGAAUAUAUCGAUUAUACCAAGAUGAGAUUGUUUAAUGCGACAUUUUCAGCUUUGUGUGUUCCAUUUGCUUAUUACACAAUGAAGGAGAUUGGAUUCUCUAUUUGGACCACUUGGUUGUUCACAUUGAUGGUGACUUUAGAAAGCUCGUAUGUUACUUUGGGUAAGUUUAUUUUGUUGGAUUCAAUGUUGUUGUUUUUCACAGUGACUACGAUUUUCUGUUUUGCUAGAUUCAACAAUUUCAACACUAAGCAACGUGAGUUUAGUAGGAAAUGGUGGAAAUGGCUUAUGUUGACUGGUGUUUCUAUUGGAUGCGUGUGUUCGGUUAAAAUGGUGGGGUUGUUUGUCACUACCUUAAUUGGUAUUUAUACCAUAGUUGAUCUUUGGAACAAGUUGAAUGAUCGGUCAAUUACAUGGGUUAGAUAUGGGUAUCAUUGGGCUUCGAGAAUUUUUGGAUUGAUUAUUAUCCCAAUUUCCAUUUUCUUGCUUUGUUUUAAAGUCCAUUUUGAUUUAUUGUACAAGUCAGGUCCUGGUGAUGCCAAUAUGUCCUCCUUGUUUCAAGCCAAUUUACUUGGAUCACAAGUUGGUGGUGGACCACGAGAAGUGUCCAUUGUUCAUUCAAUUGUCACGUUGAAAAACCAAGGGUUAACUGGUGGUCUCUUGCAUUCUCAUGUACAAACAUUCCCUGAAGGAUCCAAACAGCAACAAGUUACCACUUAUGGACACAAGGAUUCCAACAAUAAUUGGAUUUUCCAACGUCCAAGAGGUCAACCAAGCUACGAUACUAGUGGCAACAAUACAGAUAUUGAAUAUGUAUUUGAUGGUAUGCCGAUUAGAAUCAUGCACCCACAAACUGGUAGAAACUUGCACACACAUGAGAUUCCCGCUCCAGUAUCCAAAACUGAAUUGGAAGUUGCUUGUUAUGGAAAUUUAACCAUUGGUGAUGCCAAGGACAAUUGGAUUGUUGAGGUUGUCGAUCAAGCUAGUAAUGAAGACAAGAUGAGAUUACACCCAUUGACAACCUCAUUCAGAUUAAAGAACGAAGUUAUGAAUUGUUAUUUAGGAGUUUCAGGAUCCACUUUGCCACAAUGGGGGUUCAGACAAGGUGAAGUUGUUUGUUUCAAGAACCCAUUCAAGAAAGACAAGAGAACAUGGUGGAACAUUGAAGAUCACAGAAACGAGCAUUUACCUCCAGCACCAGAGGAUUUCAAGUUACCCAAGACGAGAUUUAUUCGUGAUUUUAUUCAAUUGAAUUUGGCCAUGAUGGCUACAAACAAUGCCCUUUUGCCUGAUCCAGAUAAACAAGAUGAUUUAGCUUCUUCGUUUUGGCAAUGGCCCACUUUAAACGUUGGUAUUAGAAUGUGUGGAUGGGGUGCUGACAAGCCCAAAUAUUUCAUGAUUGGAUCUCCUGCAACCACAUGGACUUCAAGUGUUGGUGUUGUGGUAUUUGCAUUGAUUACAUUGUACUAUCUCAUUAGAUGGCAAAGGCAAAUUGUUGAUUUCCCAAGUGAUCAACCAGCAAGAUUACAAAAAUUCAUAAUGGGUGGUAUUUAUCCCAUGUUGGGCUGGGGUUUGCAUUUUAUGCCAUUUGUGAUUAUGGGAAGAGUAACAUAUGUUCAUCAUUACGUACCAGCAUUAUAUUUUGCCAUGAUUGUGUUUUGCUUUGAAAUUGAAUUGUGGACCUCGAAAUUGAACAAAAAAGGUGCUUCGGCAGUGAGUAAAGUUGCUUAUGUUGCCUUAUACUUGGCGUUGUACUUUAUUGUUGGUUUUACAUUUUAUUAUUUGAGGUUUUUUUCAUUUGGUAUGGAAGGACCCAAGGAGAAUUGGAAACAUACUCAAUGGUUACAAUCAUGGAGAGUUUCUGAUGACAAUUAUGUAUAG
Molecule: messenger RNA, 2304 nt
Organism: Lodderomyces parapsilosis
Lineage: Eukaryota; Fungi; Ascomycota; Pichiomycetes; Serinales; Debaryomycetaceae
Gene: PMT2
Product: dolichyl-phosphate-mannose-protein mannosyltransferase
Exons: 1
Coding region: 1-2304 (767 amino acids)
Biological process (GO): protein O-linked glycosylation via mannose
Cellular component (GO): membrane; endoplasmic reticulum
Molecular function (GO): dolichyl-phosphate-mannose-protein mannosyltransferase activity
Source: RefSeq, a predicted model, not a curated record